CCAUGGGAUUUCAAAAUUCUAUGUUUGUGGGAUUUCAAGUCCUCAAAAUCCUUCAAACCAAAACAUGGGAUUGGAAUGGAAUUCAAUUCCAAAUCCAAUCAAGUCCUGCAAACCAAAUGGGAUCUUAGGAUAUUAUGCUGCUAGAGUGAACGAGGCUACCCCUGUCCAUGGAAGUAGAUUGUGUUUUUGUCUAGUUGUUUGUAACAAGAUGACACUAAGUUUAUCAAACCCGACCAAUCCAACUGAACCCAACCCACAUAGUUUGGGUUGUGUUGGUUUAUACUUUUUAUAUGCUUUGAAUGGGGUGAAAUUUUACUAACCGUAGUCAUUGAGUUGGGUUGGUUGUUCAUAUGCCUCUAAACCAGCAAACCCAACCAAUGUGUCCCCAAACGACAAUCAUCUCAAUCUUCACGAGUGCAUAAUCAAAUGACUUGAUGGGUUACUUUUAAAAGUGGGAGGACUAGUCUUGUAAAAGUAGUUUUUGCUGUUUAAGUUUUAUCUAACAUAGUUUCUAUUACCCUUGUGAACUAUAAAGACAUUCUCUCUGGAGACAUUAGGGUUCAGGCAUAGGCGGUGGAGAUGCUGGAGUUCCACAAAUGUAGUAGCAGCUCAGUGGAAUGGAAUCCGUCCCCAAUAGUUGCUCUAGCCACCAGCAUCGACGAAUCUCAAGUUGCCGCCGCUAGGGAAGAUGGCUCUCUAGAGAUUUGGCUUGUAUCUCCUGGUGCUGUUGGUUGGCAUUGCCAACUGACGAUACAGGGUGACCCUAAUUUGAGAGUUUCUUCACUGGUAUGGUGUAGUUCGGGUUCCAGUGGCUUAGCGGCCGGUAGAUUGUUUUCAUCAAGCAUUGAUGGAUCAGUCUCGGAGUGGGACUUAUUCAACUUGACACAGAAGGUUGUGCUUGAUCCUAUUGGUGUAUCCAUCUGGCAGAUGGCUACUCAUCAUUGGUGUAAGCUGCAGGUCAAUACAAAACAGGAUUUGGCUUAUGUAGAAAAUGGACAUGUCAGUGAUAGAACUAUUUGUGAUGGUGAUGCCACCAGUGACAGUGAGAUCGAAGUCGACUCACUCGAGUUAUAUGAGGAUCCAUUUACUGACAACACAAGUUUAGCAAUUGCUUGCGAUGACGGCUAUGUGCGAAUAUAUAAUAUCUCAGACUCCGAUGAGUUCACUUACCAUAAAUCUUUGCCAAGGGUCAGUGGGCGUGUGUUAAGUGUCACCUGGAGUCCAGAUGGAAAAUUGAUAUAUUCAGGGAGUAGUGAUGGGAUCAUAAGAUGCUGGGAUGCUAAAUCGUUGCAUGAAGUACACAGGAUCACUGUUGGUCUUGGAGGUUUAGGUGGUGUGUCUGAACUUUGUGUAUGGUCUUUACUUGCACUGAGGUGCGGGACCCUUGUGAGUGCAGAUAGUAGUGGCAGUGUUCAGUUUUGGGACAGUUUACAUGGAACUCUCUUGCAAGCACAUUCCUGUCAUAAGGGUGAUGUUAAUGCUUUGGCAGCUAGUCCUAGCCAUACAAGGGUGUUUUCUGCUGGAUCAGAUGGGCAGGUUAUACUAUAUAAGCUCUCUGGGAAUGCCGUUGGUUCUGCUGGUGAUAAAUCUUCUUCUACACAGACUAAAAAGUGGGUCUAUGUUGGUUAUGUUAGAGCCCAUACACAUGAUGUGCGAGCCUUGGUUGUUGCUGUACCCAUAAGUCAUGAAGAUCUAUUACCUGAAGAUAAGAUAAAAAGAGCCCGGGGUAGUAGGGUUAAACCUCUUGACUUCAGUUACAAUAAGUGGGCUCACACGGGCAUUCCCAUGCUUAUAUCAGCUGGAGAUGACACUAAGCUUUUUGCAUAUUCAGUUAACGACUUCACACAAUUCGCUCCACAUGAUAUCUGCCCAGCACCACAGAGACCACCCAUUCAAUUGGUGUGCAGUACAGUUGACAGGUUGACUUAUCUGCUUCUGGUCCAGGCCUCACACUGGUUAGAUAUUUUUACAGUCCAUGUGAAUAGAGAAGAUGUUUCUAACAUAGUUUCCGGACCAUCUGGUGGCCUAUCAACUACUGAUAUGGUGGCUCGAGUCAAGAGCAAGGGAUUGCGGAAGAUCAUUUGCAGCUCUAUCUCCCCUUCAGGGAGAUAUUUUUCCUAUUCAGAUCAUUUGAAGCCUUGCCUUUUUGAGUUGAAAAGGAACGGAACUGGGAAAAGUGUGUGGUCCAUAAGUAAGAGAAAACUUCCUUCAUGUUUACCUUUUGCCCAUUCCAUGAUUUUUAGCUCAGAUUCUUCACGGUUAAUGAUAUCGGGGCAUGACAGAAUGAUAUAUGUUGUAGAUGUUGAAAGUUUGAAGUUAACUCACAGAUUCACACCUUGUCAUACGGAGUCCGAUGAAGAAUUACCGCCUACUCAGCCUCCAAUAACAAAGAUGUUUACUAGUCUUGAUGGACAGUGGCUCGCUGCUGUCAACUGCUUUGGAGAUGUGUAUAUAUUCAAUCUAGAGACGCAAAGGCAACACUGGUUUAUUUCAAGAUUGGAUGGUGCCUCAGUUACCGCUGGAGGUUUUACUCCUCGAAAUAGCAAUGUGCUAAUAAUAUCCACAUCUUCCAAUCAAGUGUAUGCUUUUGACGUGGAUGCGAAGAAAUUAGGAGAAUGGUCUAGACACAACACAUUAAUGUUGCCGAGAAGAUAUCAAGAGUUUCCUGGAGAGGUUAUUGGGCUCACAUUUCCGCCGUCUUUGAGUUCAUCAAGUGUCAUCAUUUACAGUGCCAGGGCAAUGUGCUUCAUUGACUUUGGGAUGCCAAUUGGUGGAGAUGAAGAUCAUGAGAAAGUAAAGGGUCAGGAUUCAACAUUAAAGAAGUUAUACAAGGGGAAACUAAAACGAAAGUUGAUAGAGGUGCAUGAGUUAGAAAGUAGAAAGAAGAAUUUUGAAAUUCGUGGUUUCAGAGAACCAGUGUUGUAUGUUGGGCAUCUUUCAAAAGGCUCUGUUUUAGUGAUAGAUAAACCAUGGUUGCAAGUGGUUAAGACUUUUGACGCUCAGCCUGUUCACAGACAUAUAUACGGGACAUAAACCCAGUCUUGACCCGACAAGAGGUUAGGUUAGAUUCAGUUUUGGUGUCUUCAUUCUCUCUUAUCAACUUUGGGGUGGGGAUGAUAUUAUGUUUUGUAAUGUAGUAAAAUUCUUUUUUCAUGUACAUUGGUUUCUCUGAAACUCGAUUAAUCUGUUUUGUCUUUGAUUAUUGAA
Molecule: messenger RNA, 3207 nt
Organism: Cynara cardunculus var. scolymus (artichoke)
Lineage: Eukaryota; Viridiplantae; Streptophyta; Magnoliopsida; Asterales; Asteraceae
Product: WD repeat-containing protein PCN-like
Exons: 11
Coding region: 580-3033 (817 amino acids)
Biological process (GO): meristem growth; meristem maintenance
Molecular function (GO): protein binding
Source: RefSeq, a predicted model, not a curated record